UUCCACUCCACCACCAAACGGACGCAUCACCCUCUCUCCACCGCCAUCAUGAUGUCCCUUCGCGCCGCCUUCCGCGCCGCUCCACGCACAGCGACUCGCAUCGCCUCACAAUCACCCUCCAUCCGACCCGCCUUCCAACGAACUCUCCAAGCCCGCAUCCCACAACACCUCCCCCGCCUCGCCGCCUUCAGCACAACCCGCACCCGCUUCGACGAGAACUCGCAACAACUCGCCAUCAAACUCGACAGCGAAAUCAAAAUCGAAACGGAAGAAUCCAACGUCACCGCCGGCAGCGACACCAACGUCGACGCCUUUCUCGCCGAGAACCCCGAUUGGAAUAUCGAGGACACCGCCGGCGAGCAGGAUGUCUUCAUCACCCGGCAGUACGAGGAUGAGACGAUUACCGUGCACUUCAGCAUUGCGGAUUUCAACUCGCAGAUGAUGGGCGAUGAGGAUAUGGAUUCGGCGAUGGGCGAUGAGGAGGAUAUGGAGAUGCAGAGCCAUGGUGCGAACUCCAAGGGCGCUAUCAACCGGGGUGGCACAGCCAAUGGCAACUUCAAGGUCGCGCCGGAGGAUAGCGUCGCGCCUGCGGAUCGGGAGGAGCUUCAAGAUGAGGAGGACCAACCCGCCUUCCCCGUCAGCGUCAACGUCCUCAUCCAACGUCCCUCCAAGGGUGCUCUGAAAUUCCAACUCGUCGCCAACGACGGCGACUUCAUCAUCCACCAGCUCUCGCAAAUUCCCGCCUCCACCGGCAACGGGUCCGCAGCCAACCUCCUCCGCGCACACCAGGAGACCGCCUACGCCGGUCCGCCAUUCCAGCAGCUCGACGAGGAGGUGCAGGGAAUUUUGGAGAGCUAUCUGACCGCGAGGGGCAUCACCAGCCAUUUGGCGCAGUUUGUGCCUGAUUACAUUGACGUCAAGGAGCAGAAGGAGUAUCUUGGGUGGUUGGGACGGGUGAAGGAGUUUGUGGAGUAA
This is a messenger RNA of Zymoseptoria tritici IPO323, 975 nucleotides long. RefSeq lists its product as uncharacterized. The record is from RefSeq and is a predicted model, not a curated record. Gene Ontology annotation, cellular component: mitochondrial matrix. NCBI's taxonomy places the organism in Eukaryota, Fungi, Ascomycota, Dothideomycetes, Mycosphaerellales, Mycosphaerellaceae. The coding region runs from base 49 to 975 and encodes 308 amino acids. The transcript is spliced from 2 exons. Gene Ontology annotation, biological process: cytosolic ribosome assembly.